AUGCCCGGUGGUGUGACAGUGAAAGACGUUUGUCCACACGAAUUCAUCAAGGCUUUGGCGGCCCAUUUGAAGAAGUGAGUUUUGAUGAAGUUGCCUUGUUUGACGGCUUUGUCGGCCGCACAUCGAUCUGAAUGUCACUCUCUUUAAAUGCAAUUCUUUUAAGGUGGUGAAGUUGAAUUUAUUAAUUCUGAAUUUAUUGUGUUUAUGUCAAAAACACCCGGAUAUAAAGUUUGCAGUGAUACGAAGUUUACAGCAAGGGUAGGCUCGACUUUAGGUCAAGUUGACCAAAUUGAUGCACAGAAGCAACUUUUCAGUUAAUGGCAAAAUUCAAUUCGCUGUUGUAAAACUUAAAAACAUCCAGCUAAUCACUCAGACUUCGAAAGACCUCGUGGUUACAUUUUGUCAGAAGUAUAUUUUUGCCUUUGCAUACUGUAUAUCAAUCUCAGCUGAUACACUACUCCUGUAAGAUUUGGUUAAAGAUUACAUGAUGUUGUUGUUAUUAUUAUUACUUUUUUUUAUAUAUCUAUAAUUUUACUUUAAACACACUUGAAUUGUGAUUUGUUGACUAUGUCUUGCUUGUUUUAUUUAACAUGUAAUGAACAGGCAUUUAAUAAUUUGUAACCUAAAGAUCAGUUGCAGUUCAUGUCUCUUUGUUCAUUACUGAACUAACAGUAAUUGUGAAUUUUAUUUUUAGAUAUAUGAUUUAAAAGUUAGAGAAACAUUUCAGCAUUGAUGUCAUCUUGUGGUUCACAGUUGCACACCAAAUUCUGUUUACCUUUUCCUCCAUGUAAACUCUUAUGCUUCUGAAACAAAACUUCCUGCACUUGCGUAUAAUCUUGAUAGUUUCAAGGAAAUUAAAGCAAUUGAAAUCAACAUUAGUUACAUGUAUUUUUCCCCUCUACAUACGCAUGAUUUGUUGAUUUGAAUCUCUAGGGGUGGCAAGCUGAAGGUUCCCGAAUGGGUGGACUUAGUUAAAACAGCCAAAAGGAAAGAACUUGCCCCAUACGAUCCUGACUGGUAUUACAUCAGGGCAGGUAAUGGAGCUGUUUGCUUUUUUUAUUGUUGUGAAAGAACAUCAAACAUCUUGCUUUAUCAGUAAAAACAGAAAUCUAGCUACAGAACUAGAAAAAUUUUUUGUAAAUUAAAGAUGUUCACCAAAACUUUGCAGGGCUCCAAGUUAAAAGAAAAUAUGUAUAGAGGACAUUUUGGGAAAUGGUACUUGAUAUUUUUUAAAUGAAAAUUUAUCUUGAACUUACUUAAGACCAUAUCGCAAACAGAAUUUUCAAAAAAUUACUAGUAGCUACUUGACCACAGAAUAUAGCUCACUGAAUUGGUUACUCCUUUAGCAAAUUUAGUUUUUGAAAAUUUUAUUCCACUAACCAUGGCAAUCAAAACAGCUACAGCUUGGAGAGAUACAGGGGGAAAAUAGAUGUACCCAACAUUUGUACUUGCUCUGCUUGUGUUGAAACCAUUUGAUUGUGUGUCAUGGUCUCACUUAAGUGUUAAUAUGAAUGAUGUCAUUCCCAUAAUCACCUAAAGAAUCAAAGGUAAAGAAUUGGCAUGGCUGGUUAUUUGUUUCAUGCUAUUAUUGAUGAACACACUGUUUGCUAUUGAAUUAAACAGCUUCAAUCCUCCGUCAUGUGUACCUGCGCAGUGGUAUUGGUGUUGGUCACCUCACUCGUGUUUAUGGAGGUAUUUUAUUAUCCUUUGUGCUUGUUGUUGUGUCAUUUACAUUGGUUGAUUGUUUUAUUGUCAUUAUUAGAUGAAACUAAGAAGAAGUGAUUUAGAAAAACAUUUAACCAUAAAAAAUUGCAAUAAAACAUUUCUUUAAAUCAUUUGAAGAUUGCUAAAAACCAACAACAUUUUGAUGUUGGCUAAAUGUCAUUAUCAAGUCAAAAAAAUAUUUGUAAGGUGCAGUCUAUAUAUACUAAAGUAACUUUGCCUGAUAAAAAGCUAUACCGCAAGAAAAUAAAAAUUUUUUAUAGUUUAGUCUUUGAAUUGUUGUUCAUCAAGAAUCUCAAGCCUAGUUUAAAUAUCAAGAUGGACUCCAUACAUGCCAAACUUUCUGUUUGGUCACUAUUGUUUUUUCUUAUGGUAUAGCUUUUUAUGACUUAUUGUUUGCAAGCACCCUCCAGAAUCGUAAACCAAUUAAUGUUAGUUUAAUCUGUGGAACACAAGAACAUACCAUCACAGCUUGUUGUGUCUACACUUUCUGAUUCUCCUAUAGCUAAAAUAAUAUAAAGUUGCAGUAAACACUGUGGAGAAAUGUUAAUAAGAGCACAGGGACUAAAGUGGGCCAACACAGAUCUGGAACAGUUUUCCCAGAGUACAAUACCUUGACAUAGUUUCCUUAACCCUUUAACUCCCAAGAUCUCAUUAGUAAUUCUCCUUACUGUCUACCAUACAAUUCAUAUGAUAUUAGUUUUGAUAAUUUGAUAUUGGAUCAACUAAUAAUCCCCUAGUUGAUAUUUUUCUUUAUUCUCAUUACUUGUCCGCUCGAUAUUGUACUGACAGUGUAAGGAGAAAUUCUGUCUUAGUCACUAGUGGGACUUAAAGGGUUAACAGGGUGUGAAAUUGCGCCUAAUACAGGCGCCAAUGCGACUAAAUUUUUCACUUUGGUGACCAAAUCCUGAAAGUUAGUCACCAAAUUGGCGACUAGAACAUUUCAUCAUAACCUUACCAAGAGAUAUAGUGAAUUAAAAAGAUUUGCAAAGAUAAAUCCGCAGCAAACUUCCUCAUUAAGUUUGUUUCUAAAACGUAGCACGUGCUUCUUGAUCAACAACUAGACGCCGUCUUGGAUUUAGAUGAGCCUGAACGUUGUAUAUCAUCCAUCCUAGUGUCCACUUUGUAGCACUUAAAGAUCUUUUCCCUAACUUAAUUUUGGAGGGUCUAUCUCGAACGCUGACAGCGUAAAGAAAGAUUUUGUUUAUCUUUGAAAAUGGCAACCAACUUUUUUUUGAAUUGGCUACCACUUUGAAGAAUUUAGGAGCCAAGUGGCUAUCAGAAAAAAAAAGUUAAUUUCACGCCCUGGUUAACAAUAAUUAUUUUGUGCAAGAGCUUAUGUACAUUUGUUAGUUUGAGGGAAGAUAUUUACAGAGGGACAAAGAUAUUGCAUGUAUUCAUAGUAACCUCUCAAAACAAAACUAUAACAUGGGAGACAAACCAGGAUAUUUCUUGUGUUAUGCAGGACGCAAGCGACGUGGUGUCAGGCCAAGCCAUUUUGAGCGCGGUUCUUCAUCUAUCGCUCGCAACAUUUUGAAAGGCCUGGAACAGCUUAAAAUGGUUGAAAAGGACAACACCGGGUAAGAAAAAUAACGUAUUUUCUUGACAGUCGUUCUUAUAUACACUUGAAAUAUGUGAGACAAACUUUUCUGUUACCAGGCAUAGUAUAAUAACAUGAUUUUGAGUGCAAUUUGGUGUUAAAAAGCACAAGCAAAUUUUUCAGACAUAAAAAUUGCAGAAGCCCAGAAGGUGAAGUGCAAUUUGUAGUCUUUGAAAAAUUUACAAUUUUGCUUAUUACACUAAAUUACUACAGAAUUUGUUAUUACAUGUUAAUAAUUCACAUGAAAUAAACAUAUGAAAUUUUUGAAAGUGUGCAUGUCCUAUUUGUAAUUUGCACUUGUGUUUCAACUUUGCACUUCUGUUAUAUGAGAAUGCACUCAUUUUCAGCCAAUUAGAAGCACAUAAUUUUUUCAUGUACAUAAUUACAUCAUUUCUGUUCCUUCAGCGGUACUUUUUAGAUGGUGAGUGGUUCAUAAGGGUAAGGGAACAUCGUUUGUUGAUCGAAAAUGUUGUUCUCUUUCAGAGGCCGAGCAAUCACAAGUCAAGGCCAGAGGGAUUUGGACCGAAUCGCUUGCCAGGUAAACUUGAAGUUUUGAUCUUUGUUUUGGAAGAGAUAUUUACAACUAGGGUUGUCAAAGUUUUUCAGUCAUCCCAUAAUUUGUUCACAAGUAAGGGAAACAACUUCCUCGCUUAAAGUUAUGGUAUCUACCUCUCAGAGUGACUAGCAUCUAAUUCCUCCCUACAAUAUCACCCCUGAGUCACUCAUUUAGGUCAUGAGAAUUGAGGAACUGAUCACCAACUAAAGAAGUUCUUGAUUGUAAACAGAUUUCUACUGUCAGCACCUGGGUGUAAAUGGUUAAUAGUUUUGUAGAGGAAUGUGCUCUUUUCGUUUUCCUGCUGCUUUUUAGUUCUUCCAUUGUAAUUUUUCAUAGCUUUUUAUUUGGGGAACACUAUUUUUGUCCAAGGGCUGAAUGUGAUUUGAUGUUAAGAGAGUGCUCUUCUAUGACAGUUGAAACUCACAUUUUCUGUUUUUGGUUCCACAGGUUGUGCCAAGUUCUUAAACUAAAGCCAAACAUGUAAAAUUUCAUCAAAAAAUAAAGAUAUCUGUUUCACAGUGACUAAAGGAGACCUUGAUUUUGUCUGUAAAUGCUGGACUCUGAAACUUAGAGUCCAAGUUCAUACUAUGGCUAGGCUCACAGCAUUUUUCCUUUUGGAAAUUGACUGAUUGAUGAUUGGAUGAUGAGUGUGAGAUUUCUAUGGUUUGAUAGCUGAUGAUUGCUGAUUGGUUACUUUUAAAACCGAAGAUUCAUUUCUCCCUCCAUUUUUUGCCACCCAUGAACCCAAAUGUAGAAUAAUAAUAAAAAAUAUAUAUAUAUAUAUAUUAUGUAUGUUUCAAUGUUUGAACACAGUUCUUAACCCUUUGAAUCCUGAAAUCAAAUAUUGAGGUCCCAAGAAUAAAGGACCUCAUCACUAACUAAAGAGACUCUUGAUUGUUAAACACAUUUUCCCUGUUGGCACCUCGUGAAAAUUAUGGAGAACAGAGUAUGGAAAAUAGGCAUACUGAUGUUACAGUGUUGAGGAUUGAUUGUUACAGAUGUUAUCACAUCAAUAAAUUUACAAAGGUGUUGUAAAGAAGGGAUCCUAUUUCAGUAGUCAGGGUUCAAUGAUUCAUUAUUUUUACUAGAUAUCUUACACAUCGUGAGACUUAAGUUUUUUUGUAUGGUACUUCCAUUGCGACUUGAAAAUUAUAUUGGUUAUGAGCACCCAAAGGCACACAUAAGAUUGAGUGACCGAGUUGAACUUUUGGGGAAAGCAACUCUGAAAUCACAAGAGCCUUUGCGAGGGAAAUUUUAGAGUUACUUCUUUGAUUUUCCUGCGUGGGCAAGCUACUACGAACUGCUGCUGGCCGUCGAAGAACAGAAAAACUGAGUGAAAUAACUGGGAAAGCAAAGUUGUCAAGAAUUGUCAUUAUUGUUAAUGAAGCUAAAAUUGGAUGCUAUUUAUAAGGCGCGCGAGGUAAAGGAAAUGGAGUCCACCACGCGUUGCGGAUUGGUUUCGUUAGGACGCCGCGAGAUCUUAUCGGUAUUGCUUUUGCGUGUGUAAAGUUUGCGUGAUCAUCUCGCACGCAAGCCGCACGAAAUACACGCGCAGAUCCCAUACGUCACACUACCUACGUGAUCGUGACAUACAAAGCCGAUUAAGUUAAUCCAGGCAGGGAACUUCCCUUCCCUGCAGGAAACACGACCAGAUUCCAUCACAAGGCCAAAGGUUAUCUGGCAGCUCCACUCACUGACACGGUAGGAUUCAAAAUACACCACGUACUUCGAUAAUACGCUGCCUCCUUUACGUAAGUAUAUUCACUGUACUCUUCUACGUUAUCUCUGGUACGGAACGCUUUGGUUGCUAACAGUACUGAGAGCGUCGAGUCGACUAAAGACACUGUCUACACCAAGUGACCGUUCGGCUUUCACUUUGUAGAUGAUCUGCGCAUAAUUCUCAAGGUACGAUCGAUGCAUUCCUCGCUUCAGACAACCCAAACUGACCAGAUCUACUGGCCAAUGAGUUUUGUCUAACUCUCCUGCAAGUAACUUUUAUUUAAGAACCCCGUAACAAUUCAUACCAAGUUCUUGACUUUUUUACAUUUCUGCAAUACCCCUCCCCAUCCCCCCACCCCCAGAACAUAGGUUUGUUUUAAGCACCACCCCCCUCUCUUCACACAAAACAGACUAUUUUUGGUGAAAACUUUAUCCCGGUUGCUUCUCUAAGAAAAGCUUUACUGCACUUGUUGGAAUCCUUCAAAUAAUGACGUUUAUUAGCGCAGAUGAAGCUCUUGCUUCAGAGAAGAAACCUAAUUAAGAUCAUUUUAUUCAACACAAAGCUAUUCCCGAUUCAUCUCGUUUUCUUCUGUUUUAAUUUGCCUUAUUUUUGACGAUGAAGGUUAAUGUUGCCGAUGAGAAUAUGAAGUUUGCUCUUUUAAUCGCCGUUCAAAAUGUGUUCAUCUUGGCUGUCUCUGAGCAGAGGAUUACACCUUGGACAAACAGGGACUGCGCAAGGGUAAGAAUGACCUUCUCCCCGUUAGAAGUAAAUCUUUCAGCCAUGCACCCCCUAUCCAUUCUCUUUUCUCUUCGAAUCCCCAGCUGAGGAAUUCUCUCUUUCAGUGAGAGCGAUUGUCAGACAAUUUUUUGCGUGAGUUUCUGAGUAAACUUGGCAAUGCAUUAGAUCUAUUUUAAGCUGUUAAAGUGAUAACAAUACACCAUUAUUUAGAGAAUAAACAAUGAAUCGUCCAAUUUUAAACUGUAAGCUGAUUACUUAAAAUCCCCUAAUCGUGAUAUGAUACAUUGCCAACGCGCCUUUUACACGCGCGAGGGAAAAUUACGCCGGCACGCGUGCUAACGCGAAUUUACCCGCGCACGCUACUUGCUUUUGCAAUCAUUACACCUAAACCAAGUACGAAGGUGAUUUUACUCACUCCUUCUCUCAUUCUGUCUCCAACUUUGAAAUGUUCCUUACGAGAUAUUCGCAACUACUUUACGUCACGCGAGCAUAAUCGUGUAUCGUGAUGAGAUACUUGAGAGAUAAAGCGUCAUUAGAGAAACCAAAAUUUUGCCUUUAGACAUGACGAUUUUAUUUUAGUCAAAUACGCAUUAUUUUACGAUGUGAUCAAAUUAUCCGCAAAGUGAAUUUUACCAGAUUAACGACGUGUUUUGACGGAAAGCUUUUUAAACUUCAGAUGACUCAGGCUUGUGAUCAGAUAACAACUGGCGUCCAAGGAACAUCCGGGCCUCCAGGAAUCGCUGGGAGCCGCGGUGAACCGGGCCCGGCAGGACCUGCAGGACCACAGGGGCUUAGAGGGCCUCCUGGAAGAUCUAGACCCGGCCCCCCAGGACCACCGGGGCCACCAACGGGUCAACGGCCGGGUCCCCCAGGGGAUCGCGGCGAAAGAGGAAGGAGAGGGAGCCCCGGGGACCCUGGAGACGAUGGAGAGAAUGGACUGAGAGGAAGGAAAGGAUUUAAGGGGUUUGAUGGAGUUAAGGGAAAGAGAGGCCCGGAGGGAAGUCCUGGAGAGCGAGGGCCUCCUGGUGUGACAGGAUCCGCCGGUACCAUGGGAGCUUGGACGCGCUGCUCCUGGGAGUUAAACCGCAAUAAAGAUAACGGACUGCUAAAGGUUUACUAGCCACACAUUUGUUUUGUUUUGUUUUUUAUUUAUUUAUUUUUUAUAAAUGUAUUAUACCAUUAUGCAGCUGCUUUGGUCUGGGAGAACCAAGCGCUAAACUUCUUGACAUAGCGUCUUUGGGGCGAAGAGGUCUUUGGAUUGCCUCAGAUUCCAAAAGACAACAGUCUUUCAUCGAUUUCCACAAACACAAUCGCUUAACAUGCACAUCGGCAACAAGCCGCGACAUCUAAUCGUAGAUUUGCCUUUGAUAACUCGUGGAUGUAGAAUUUGUGUUCAUUUCAAAUACUUUUAAUCAGUUCUGUACAUUUGAAUCUAGAACGGAUCCAAAUAAAUUCUCUUUUUUUCAGGAAUGUAUUUUCACCAAAAAAGACCCCAACUCAGUCUUACGCGUGGUGUAUGAAGGAAAUCUACAGAUUGGUCUCUGCCAGGAUUGCUGCAAGCGUUGGUACUUUAUAUUCGACGACGCCGAGUGUAACAACCCAGGCCCUAUCGACGCGAUUGUGUCGGGAGGUCUGAGUCGUGAUUACCCCUUUUACUCCUAUGGCAGAAUCGAAGGCUUUUGUGAAAGAAGAUUUUCUUCAGGGCCGAUUCGAAUUGGACUGCAAAUGGAGAACUGUAAGACUUUUGCGAGCUCUCUGUUACCCUACAAUAUACAACUGUACAAGCGUUAUGGAAAUAUACUCAUUCAAGAAGUUUCGCCAGCGCAGUGAAAUACAUCUGUAACCAGUUUUCCCAGUCUCUCUUAGCCCGAGUGUUAACGCGGUCCCAUUUUUUGUUCCUUUCCCAGCUGUGAAGCCAAUGACAACUUUAAAUCUUUCCUUAAUAACUACGCAAAAUAAAGAAUUUCUCCAAAAACAAAUGGAUAUCGAUAAAAGCGCGGGUAUGGCCUGUGGAAAAAGUUUAAAAGGUAAUCUACAGUCUACACUGUUGAAUUACCAGGUAAAACUUAAGGUCUUGAGUAUUGGAAUAAAUAUAUCAAUCAUUGCAAACUGUGGGAGCCUUUAUUUUAAACUCUGGAUCUAAGGAACUGUUGAGAAUCUUGGAAAUCUUAAGAAGAAUAUCGUCUUUUACUCUUUGAUGGUAGAGUCAUACAGUGGAACAUUCAUAAUCAGAGCUCGUUCCAUUAAAAUUCCUCCUCUUUCUUGCCCUGUGUUCAUAGCAGUACUCCUUCUCUCACAAUAUGACCGUUGUGUAAGAAAACAGAGAAAAUUGACGCCGCGCGCAAUCUGGGGUCGAGAAACAGACUUUUCUCUAAGAGGGAAUGCAUCAUCGGUUUCCUUGUUUCUUUUUUUACUGCGUUUGACGAAUAAAUCUGAAGAAGAGAAGCUGUUUGUAGUUUAAUUUUUUUUGCGUCUUGUGGAGCAGAAAAUUUCAUUAGUGCUUGCAAGGCUUGGUUGUUUAUUCGCGAGAAAUUUUGGCAGCUAAUAUAAAUCAAUUUAGCCAGCGUUUGUUUAUCACAAAGUUCCUCAUUCUUGUAGUCAAUCAUUUUCUGCGCGACUCCCACGCCUGUCGAUCGUGCAAGUUAUUCAUUCCACACCUUCUCAUACGCGCAUGUUUCAUGCACUCGCGCGAACCUCACCUGGAGCGCUUCAAACAGAGAGGAAAGAAUUGUAAAAGCGCAUAAUCGACAGAAGUGAAAAUCUUAGGUCCGUCCUAUAGUAUUGACGAAUCUUUGUCAAAUGUUUACUUGUUAUUUCCUUCAGAGACACUCCAAGACAAUGAAUAAACAAUGCACAACUAUAUUGUUCAAAACGAGAAUUUUCGUGGCUGUUUUUCGCGAACUGACGAGCAGGGCUUAUCUCUUUAAAUCCGGAAAUCCCCUUGCGAUGAAUCAGUUAACAAAGACAUCCUGUUGUUUUGCGCUCUUCUUCUCGACGUCACGUAAUCUCGUGAGAGAAAACAGACACAAUAUUGUAGUUGAUGUGAUCGUGACGCGCAACGCACUUAAAGCGGACGGAGAUGACGGCAACUUGCUCUCUUUUAUUUCUGUCUUUUGUUGUGUUUAGGACAGUUUUUGCUCAAGGGGAUAUUGUGUGGACAUCAUCAGAAUGUCGCAGGGUGAGGUUUCUUCUCUGUUUCGUUUAUUAAGACAUUCUAAGUGAACAUAUGCCUGUUGACGCUACUUAUUCUGUGUCUUGUGAAUAACAGACCUUUUAGAAGACAACAAUCUAGGCCAUUUUCUGGUGAAGCCAACAUUUUCUUAGAGAGAGUUUAAUGUAAACAUAUUUCCAAAUGGAAACCAUCAACAGAAAAUUAUACACUCGAUAAGAAAUCUAUCUUUAGCCGAUCUUCAGCUCAGCAUUCCACAUACUCACCCUUCCCCUCCUUGGGUUGGCUACCCCCUCUCCUGUUUCUAAAUGACGCAGGUAUGAUACGAUAUACGGAAAAAUAAGCGCUGAGUCAAACACCCGUGGAGCAUGACUCUUGUCAAGAAGAUAGAAUUCUCUCUUUUUCAUGCACCGUAAAACUUACUAGUUUCUAUAGGUAGUUUCUCAACCCAUUUUGCUCUUCUGGUAAGGGAGAAUUUGAUCCUCAAUCACAAAAAAAGGCAAGUAUUAAUGUAAAUUUUUUUGUAGAUGAUGGAGUCGUGCGAGCUACUUUCCGGUCUUCCAGGACCCCCCGGAUCAAUUGGACUCAAAGGUUUUAGAGGGGCCCAGGGACCAAGUGGUCCACUUGGCGACAGAGGGUUUCCGGGAGAGCCCGGUGAUUCCCCACAGGGAGGUGGUGGAUUUCCCGUGAAAGGAGCAAAAGGGGACCUUGGAGAAGAAGGAGCAAAAGGAGCAAACGGGUUGAAGGGGGAACCAGGGAUACCCGGAGCGUCAGGGGCGCUGGGAUCAUGGGGACCUCCGGGAAUAUCGGGAGACAGAGGAGCAGUUGGCGAGACUGGACCCCGCGGGAUCAAUGGAGACCCUGGAGUGAGCGAGCUGAACUGGAAACAAUGUGUGUUCAAACCAGAUAUCAAUACACCACGAGGAGAAUUGUCUGUAAGUACAAAGACGUACUCCAACGAUUGAAGUUCAAGAUUCCUCACUUUCCUGAUGGACGGGCAAAAUAACUGACUUACUAACUGACUGAUCAACUGACUGACUACCUGACUAACUGAAAAACUGACUGACUGACCGACAGGCAGACUGAUUGGUCAACCAACCGACCGACCAACCGAUUGACUGACUGGCUGACAGACCAACUGACUUUCUGCCCUAACUUCCUAAGCAACUGACCAACUGACUAGACGUCCGACCGACUUAGUAAAAGACCCAAUGUCUGAAGUACUGACUGACUGAAACGCACACCGUCUUUUUUAAUAUUUUGUCACCUGUGCUUCUUGAAGUCGAUAUGACACGACUCAGCUUGAUCUCAUCUUCAUUUUAUCCUUUCUGUUUCUAGUUCUGCUCGUUUUUAAAAAUGCGCAGCGAUACUUCGCUUCAUGUCACUUACCAGGGUGAGACACAUAUCGGUCUGUGCAAGACCUGUUGCAAGACUUGGCACUUCACCUUUGACAACUUGACGUGCACCGACCCUGGAAACAUCAACGCUGUGUUCAGCGCCUUGAACUUACUUACUGGUGGCGAAAGAAGUUCUCUUCCAACGUUUAUGCACGGAACGAUCUCCGGGUAUUGCAACUCAGUCCCUAGGGGCUUGGUUCGCGUAGGGAUCUCACUGGAUGAUUGCCCUGGAUAUCCCAGGGACCGGGAGAAUAUUUCCACCAUUAUGCAGCCUAACAGUCGGCUGAUCAUUCAGGAAGUUCCCGCCCCACAAUUUUAAAUAUGAGAGUACUAUUAUUAAAAACGCUUGAUUAAAAAGUGCUUCCUAAUUCUGGAAUUUAAUUCAAGUUGAUUUGAAUUUUGCUACAACUUUUAGGUGCGCUGCAUUGUCAGUAUCUAAAUAACUGCGCACCAACCCCUCCCCUCCCCUAACCCAGCAUUAACCUAUCUUGUUAUCAGUCGACAAGGGGUGAGAAGGAGUGGGGAGGUGUGGGUGGGCAGUUCCUCAGAUCCUGACAUUAAUCCACGUUUUUUAAAUAGAUACUUAAGUAAGUAACACGCAAGCGCACAAUUAUACACCCUAAGAGUAACAGAGUGGUGAACGUUGUUUAUUUUAGCUGUUCUUUGUAAGACUAAAAACGAUCGACAAGUUUGUUAGGAACUUUUAAGAUAUAUUUUAAGAUAUAUAAACAAGCUGCAUUCAAUCGCGCUUCUUAGGCCUCAUUGGUGGGUUCAGAGAUUUUUACUCAGGCCAUGAAUGAAAAGUCUCAACCAGAUUCUGUACUUUAUUUUUUCAUUAAAAAAACUCUAAGAAUCAUCAUCUGUGUAUUACCUUAGAUUAGAACGAGUCUUAACUGAGCAGGUUGAGUUGACCUGUGAAGGAAAAGCGGGAAACGUUUUUCUUAUUCCACAAUGCCCAGUACCACUCUGCCAUGACACCAAUUACGCACAAAAAAAAGGUACAACGCAGCUCUUGCUUUGACUCUUGUAAUUCCAAGAUUGCAUUAGUAAUUCUCCUUACUGUCUGCCCUACAAUUCUUAUGAUGUUAGUUCAGAGAAUUUGGUAUUGGAUCAACGUCAAAACUUAAAUAAGGUCAUUUCGGCUUCCCGCCGGCACGGGUUACGACAAAUCUCCCGGCCCCACCCCACUCCUACAGUUUUUUGUCCCUUCCCUUCCUGCCACCCAAUCACACUUCAUUUCGUGACUUAACAGGAAAAGAUUAACUCUCUUUAAGAAUAAAAAAAAUUACUAACUGUCGGAAGCCGACAUUUGACACAGAGCCCACAUGCUGAAAAAUUUUAAUCUUUCACCAAACAUGCUCCGUGGGUUUUCAUCAUCCAGAUAAUCAAACAAGACUUUGAAUACAGAGGUGAGUAUCUUUACAGCAAAUGCUAUUUUCGCGUAAUAUUUUUCACCGUUAUCAAAAAUAUUUUGAUACAUUUUCAGCUCUUGCGCUGUGGUUGGACCACUUUAUGCUCGCAUACAAAUUUACUAGUCCAAUGUUUACAGAUGGCUUGUAGCCAGACUGUUAAAUUUCGAUUUUGCAACUCAAUUUUCUUCGAUUUUCGUUGCGUUAGGCUGUAUUGUUCCCAUUUGUUGUUCAAUUACAGAUACGGCUGCCCGCGAAUGACAGAGCGCACUUUCUCAAGCGCAAAUCGUUUCAAUCCACGCGUGUUUUCGCGCGUGCAUUUGUCUUUCCCGCACACGAAGUGCGAAAUGUCUGUCGAUGUCUUUCACAUUGUGCGUCCAAAUUUACUGCUAUUGAUUAUUUCAAAAAAACUCGUUUUCCAAUACUUUCAGUUGAUUAUACUGUUUACUUCUACUUCUCAGGCGAUGACAAGAUUUCUGGAGUUGAUCAUUUUCUUAUCCGUUUGUCAAGCAGUUCAUACUCAAAGCAAAAUUCGUUGGGGAAAAUUACUGUGUGACCAGGUAAGAUACAACGACAGAACGUAGGGUUCCUGUGGUGUCCAUCUGUGAUAUCUUUUUUUAGCCAAAAAAUGCAAAACUUAUAAUUCAGGUCCGCGAAAACGCGCAAAUCUGGAGAAAUUUAUCAAUUUCAUAACUCUCGAGUAUGAUAGCCACAUAUAUUAUCUUUACAGUCUUGACACACCGUUCAAAAGUCAGGUUUUGAGGGGUAAAAAAUAUCGGUUUAACUGGGGGUAUCUGGUAGGAUAAAACACCAAAUUCUAAAGACUAACGAACUAAGACACGUAUUUGCUUCUGUUGGAAGAAAUAAGCUUUCUAAUCGAUCCUGGGAGUUGAAGGAUCGAAUGCCCUAUCUUAAAGGGGAGAGAAACCAUGCGAGGGUUCGAGAAGGACAGAAGACAGCCAAAAACUGGGAAAUAGAGAAAAGAUGUCAAAAUCUUAUUGCAUUAGAAAAAACAGAGUGAAAGAGAAAAAAAUAACAGAAAGAUUUUGACAGGAGGUAAGUUCAUAUGCUAUCAUAAUGAAAUGGAAAUUUCAUCAUCGCAGAAAGUAAUUGAUCAACCAUAUCAAUAGUUUGCACUUUAUUUCCCUUCCUUUCACCUUUUCAUCCACCUUUCUUUAUCCCAUAACAGGUAGAGACUAAAUGCAAGAAAGACUUCAUCGGAUCUCCCGGACCCCGUGGGCCCAUCGGAAUUCCGGGACCAACAGGGCCAUCUGGGAGGAAAGGAAUAAGGGGCCAAAAAGGUGCUAAGGGAUCCAGUUAUAUUGUGGACCCCUUUCCACUUAUUGGGUCUAAAGGGAGGAAAGGUGAACCAGGUAAUAUAAUUUUUCACUACUCUCAUUACUGGUGUAUAUGAAGUGUUGCUACGAAAAAAAAUGAAAAAGUGAUCUAAACAUGUUAACAAUAGAUGAGCAUUUCUUUAAUACCCUUUUGUGGGAAACAAACGAAAAAUAGGACAAGUAUCCACGUAUAAAAUAGUUACCUUUUUUCUUUAAUCGCAGGCCUUCCUGGUGUACGAGGGCCCAAAGGAUUCCCUGGGAAUAAGGGAUUCAGAGGAACCCGGGGGGAACAGGGAGUCCGUGGACCUAAGGGGGACAAAGGGUCCCGCGGAUUUCCUGGCAUAGAAGGACCGAAAGGUCAGCCGGGAAGAUCUGGAUCAAUCUACAGCUGGAAGACUUGUACAUGGGACCAUGAUCCUCUGCAACAGUACGGGCUGCUCAAGGUUAGUCUUCUACUGUUGUGCAUUUGGGUACAACCUUUUUACACGCUUCACAAAUAUAAAGUUUUGAUGGAGCUCCUCUUUGUGAAGAAUCACUACAACGAGUUUUAACUGUACUCGAAAGCGGGUGAUAUUCUGUGUUAAGGUGUCCUGUGUUACGGAGGUGCCCUGUGUACCACGCGCAUAAAAACAAGAAUCACGAACGACUAGCUUAGUUUAUUCUUUCGAACGGGCGUGUUCUGGAUAGGCCGAGGUUUAGCUACGGACGAAUUGGAUAUGUGCGAGCAGUCUGGAAUCGUAAUUCUCAGUAUUAGAAACGAUUUAGGCUUCAAUGAGGUUCAAACCCGUGCGUCCUAUCUUCUUAUCAAGUACUUCUAUUAGCCUAUUCCAGACGUUUAGCAAAGCGAAACGAGGUGCGAUUGUAGCGUACGUUCGGUUUGGGUACGCGUCACUACGUGACCCGACUCGACCCAAGCCUCCCUCAUGUGUUUUCACAUCUUUGCUACUAUCGCGUCGUUUACUAGCGCACUUUGCUUUGCGUCCCGGUGAUUAAAAACCACCAUCGUUCUCACGACAUUUCAAAAUUAUUUCGGUGCAGGUUAUUUUUUAUCGCCUAGUAGAGUAGUGGAGUUGGAGGGUUAAGGGUUUCAGGGGGGGUUAUAUAGUUUUCAAUGGGGAGGGAGGGACGAUCAGUCGUCGCCAAGGGAACAGGUAAACUUUAUAGUGACAAAAUCAAAAACUUUUCACCCCCUCUCCCCCUCCGUCCCGUCAAUAAGUAAUGACCAGUCCCUUACAAUGUUGUCUCCUGUCUUUCUUCAGGAAUGUGUCUUCACAAAACAAAGUAAUCUGAGUUUCUUGCACGUGAUCUUUGAAGGGAGCAUGCGCGUCGGCUUCUGCAAUUCUUGCUGCAAGCGGUGGUUCUUUGCAUUUAACGACCUCGAGUGUGAAAAUGCUAACAUAGAAGCCAGGCUACAAGGCACCAAGGAACUCGCAGGAAUGGAAUAUCGUCACGUGAGACUCGAAGGUUACUGCGCAGUCCCCGCUGGGGAGGUGUUGGUGGAAUUAUGGGUGCAGGAUUGUUUUGGCCAUCAGAGAACAUCGAAAGUUCCGUUCGUAAAAGUUGAUUUGAGUCCUCGAGUUACUGUUGAAGAGAUUAGUUUGAGUGAUGUAUAAAAACAUUGUCUGAGGACUUUUUAACUGGAUUGUUGUAUCGUGGAAAGAUCAGUUCUCUCUUACUAUAUCAUAAAAGAGGAAAUAAAACUAUGUUGCAUCCUUUCAGU
Molecule: messenger RNA, 15368 nt
Organism: Pocillopora meandrina
Lineage: Eukaryota; Metazoa; Cnidaria; Anthozoa; Scleractinia; Pocilloporidae
Source: the annotation of a GenBank genome assembly